CACAGUGCCGAGCGCGCCUCGCCCUCUGCACAGCUCACCUUUAAACCAGAGCUUCUUUAAGUGGAACAAAGCCGGACACAUUGGGAUACAUUUUAUCAGCCGUGCGACUAAAGCUGGAUUAACACACUGACUUUAAAGUCUACACUACGGGGAGAAGGUUGUAAAAUAGUAUCAUUCGUGCCCUCAACUUCUCCAAAACGCGGACCCAACACCUGGACACACCUGUCUCCUCCGCUGUGUGGCACACAUCUAACAUCUCCACGGUUGUUGGUGUCUUUUCUCACCGAUUCAGUGAGCCCUACACUACAGCUUCAGAGUGGACACUGGACAGAGCAAGUAGGAUGGCUGCAGACAACUUUUUAAGGACACAUUUCUGACGCCCUGGGGCAAGUUUUUCUGAUUGAAAUCUAGCUCGUAUUCAGCCACGAUGACUACAGAUUACGAUCUGUGCCACAUCCAGCACCACAUCGACGGCAUCAAGAGCCCGCUGAUCAGCGCCACCAUGUUCGCCGCGGGCAUCUUCGGAAACGUGGCUGCCCUGGUGAUACUGGAGAUCCGAAGACGCAGGGCCAUGAGGUCCGGGGAGGGUUGGCGGCGCUCGUUGUUUCACGUCCUCAUCACGGCGCUGGUGGUCACGGACCUGGCGGGGACCUGCCUCAUCAGCCCGCUGGUGCAGCUGUCGUAUGCGCGCAACACCACCCUGAUAGGGAUGUCGCCUGAGUCUCACAGCGUGUGCUCGUACUUUGGAAUCAGCAUGACCUUCUUCAGCCUGGCCACCAUGUCGCUCCUCUUCUCUAUGGCUCUAGAAAGGUGCUUCGCUAUUGGGUACCCCUUCCUGUACAGCCGGCACGUCACCAAGAAAUGUGCCUACAUAUCAAUCCCAGUGGUGUUUUUGCUAUGUAUUUUAUUCUGCCUCCUCCCUUUCGCUGGGUUCGGUAGUUAUGUACAAUACUGCCCCGGCACGUGGUGCUUCAUCGACAUGAACCCUUCCAAACCGAAGGACCGGGUCUAUGCUAGCCUGUACGCCACCCUGAUGCUGGUGCUGGUGCUAGCUAUAGUGGCAUGCAAUGGGUUCGUGGUGUACCAGCUGUUCAGGAUGUACCAGCGGAGGAGAAGGAAUGGAGGGUCUGUGAUGGGCACCACAAGAUCCAACGGCGAACGCAAGGCCAUGUCCAUGGCGGAGGAGGUGGAGCAUCUCAUCCUGCUGGUCUUCAUGACCAUCAUCUUCAUCAUCUGCACGCUGCCCCUGGUGAUCCGGGUGUACAUCAACUCCAUUGUGACGGACAGAGAGUCUCACCGCCUGGACCUGAUCGCCUUGCGCUUCAUCUCUGUGAACUCUAUCAUCGACCCCUGGGUCUUUAUCCUCCUCUCCCCCAGCGUUCUGCACUUUUGCUGGUCCUCCAUUUGCAGGGCUUCCCUGGGAGUCUCCAGGGGAUCCAUUUUUAAAUCAUCCAUGGCCAAAGAGAACUCUCCGGCGAACCUCGAACUGUGCCCACCGACGAUAGAGUACACCGAGGACUUUCCCUCUGGGGAAACCCUAUGACCACAACAGUUCUUUAUUAUUCCAUAUGUAUACGUAUUGGACACAUGAUAAAGCGAGGAGGUUUCCUGGGCCACAACAUCCCUCCCAUGUCGGGGGUGUUAUCUAUUUUAUGGAUGUGUUUCCGUAAGAUAAUGGCCCUCACUGUGACUUCUUGCCAGACACUUGGGAUUUCCUUCUACUCCUAGCAUGUCAGCUAAGUGUAUGCAUGUUGACUGCAUACUGGCUUCUCUAAAGUGUUAUAAUUCAAGUGCAAAAGCCACUUUAGCUUGUAUGUUAUGCUAAUGAAUCAAUGGAAUGAAGAGGCUGCUGAUGGAAGCUAAAAGAGACUUCAUUCAGGAUGGGGAAUCGACAAAGCACUGUGGUCUGUUCAUUGGAGGAGCUUGUGGCAGAAUGCAACAUACAUCUUCCAACAAGGACUUGCUGUACAUGUAUACUUUGAUUCAAAUGCUGCUUUCCAAACUAACAUGUCAUUGUAUAGAGCACACUCAAAGACAAGAGUCGAUAUGGGGUGAAAACAAACCAGGAUAACAAAAAGUAAGCACAUUCAGAACUAAAUAAGAAGAUACAUAAAGAAGAGUUAGCCAUUUUGUUAUCAAAUGUACAGAAGGGAGUCGGUUUGCAACAGGAAAGCAUUGUAAUGCUUGUGCAUCUCACUGAAGCAUACCUAGAUACAAUCUAGACAUGAGACAUGUUCAUACAAGUCUAAAUGAGAGCUGAUAUUAAAUAUUCCAGGCACGACUUUCUUUGAACCUCAGACUUUAACCCCCGGUUUGCUUUGGUAACCGUGCUCCACUACCAGACUCCUGCUGGAAAGGUCAAAGGUCAACAAUCCUGGAGCCGGGUCAAGACUCAGGAAGCUUUGACAGAAAAGUUAUGUUGAUCAUGAAUUUAUAUAUACCAUAAGUAGCAUAUACCAUUGUAUCAUACUGAUAAAUCAUCACAAGUUCUUCAUAUAAGUUACCUUUUGACUUUUACAGAUCAGGUUCUCUAAAUGUAUCAUCAAAGGAUAAACUAUUCCAUAAAGUACAUUUAGUUGGAAGUUAAAGGUGCCCUGUGUAGUUUUGUUCAGUAUUACUCAUUGGAACAUGUCCCCAUAUCAUCUAAUGAUGGUAUUUUAUAAAACACUGGCAAUUGGCACUACCAUUGGUCAAAAACCACUCUGUUCCUUUUUAUGUUUCUGGAGUUUUAUAAUAUAUAUUUAAAAUACUGUUUGAAAGCUAAUUAUCAUUUACUAAAUAUUAUUUUAUUGUACAGAAUGUGGAGUAGCGAGCCUAUAGGUUCCUGAUAUAAAUUGUCUGUUACCCUUUAAAAAGUACCAUGUUUUGUUUAUUAUGGGACAGAACUUCUUGGCAGGUCCUUUGUUCUCUUACAUUGUUUAAAAGUUAUUUGGAAACUAUGAAAAGAGCACCCCUUAUUGUUAUCCAUCAACUUUACGACUGAAGUGCCAUUUGAACUGCAUUAGUUUUACUGGGGAACAUCUUAAAAUGUUAUUUUCAAUGCGUGUUUUUGCAGAGCACCGCCAUUCAUCAGGGACAGACUAUGUCCACUUAAAUAGACGCUAAUAGCCCAGAUGGAAAACGUCAUGAUUUCUAUCUCUGUUGUAUCCUUGUGCUGAUUGUUCAAACGUGUUUAAAUGCCAACUAAAAUGCUGGUUCUUCAUAGCCACCUAUGUUAUAUUAUGACAUUAUAAUGAUGUUGGUUCUAACUGACCUGAAUUAGAACUAGAAAAGCAGGUUGUUUCUCCACUUUUGUGCAGCGGUAAAAGUAACACAUGUUGGAUUCACACAGGGUUAUGUUACACAACACCAUGGGAAAUUGUACUAUAAAAGAGUGAAUCAAAUUCAAACUGGGCUCAAGUGUUGACAAGAAAAUAAGCUACUACAGAUUUUAGCAGGAUGUCCACUCAUAAAUCUCUCGAAAGUAGAUACACAUUGGGUUACACAACAGCAUAGGUCCAGUUUGAAUCAAAAACAUGUAAUCCUGGUGUGUAUAAUGUGAGAAAAAAAAACUACAAGUUCUCAAACUAUAUGUAUUUUUAAAAGUUGCCAGAACAUUAGUGAGCAUGAGUUAAACUUUGGGACUGUAAGCCUUUAUUUGAGAGUGUCACGGAUGUGUGUAUUUGAGUGUGUGUGCGUGUGUGUUGUGAGAACGGCUUUUUAUUGCCUCUGCUGUUGGUUCUGAGCUCAGCAUCAAAAUGUUCAGUGUUAACGACAGUGUCUUACUGCUUCCUGUGUGAGUGGGUUUGCUUCUGUGUGUUUUCCUGUUGUAUUUUUUGCAAAUGUCCCCACAUACAUGCUUGUGAGUCUAUGUGCCUACAAUAGGUGCAAGCUUGUGUGUAUGUGCAUGAUUGUGUGUGUGUGUGUGUGUGUGUGUGUGUGUGUGUGUGUGUGUGUGUGUGUGUGUGUGUGUGUGUGUGUGUGUGUGUGUGUGUGUGUGUGUGUGUGUGUGAGACAGACAGCACUGAUGUGUCAAACAAGAAUGCUACGUACCUACCUACCUGGAUGUCUUGUACUCUGUUAUUAUAAAGUACUGUAAAGGAAACUGACUGCACUGUGUGUAUGUGUGUGUUUUAUGGCUUGUGUAAAUAAACAUCUCGUCCACUACA
This is a messenger RNA of Trematomus bernacchii (emerald rockcod), 4148 nucleotides long. RefSeq names its product prostaglandin E receptor 2a (subtype EP2) (gene ptger2a). The transcript is spliced from 4 exons. Gene Ontology annotation, molecular function: prostaglandin E receptor activity. The coding region runs from base 428 to 1543 and encodes 371 amino acids. Gene Ontology annotation, cellular component: plasma membrane. The record is from RefSeq and is a predicted model, not a curated record. Gene Ontology annotation, biological process: adenylate cyclase-activating G protein-coupled receptor signaling pathway; cellular response to prostaglandin E stimulus; inflammatory response. Lineage: Eukaryota; Metazoa; Chordata; Actinopteri; Perciformes; Nototheniidae.